Cataglyphis hispanica is the source of this 2728-nucleotide messenger RNA. RefSeq names its product oxysterol-binding protein-related protein 9. The transcript has 13 exons. NCBI's taxonomy places the organism in Eukaryota, Metazoa, Arthropoda, Insecta, Hymenoptera, Formicidae. The coding region runs from base 325 to 2445 and encodes 706 amino acids. The record is from RefSeq and is a predicted model, not a curated record. Gene Ontology annotation, cellular component: membrane; cytosol; intracellular membrane-bounded organelle. Gene Ontology annotation, molecular function: sterol binding.
GCCAGUUUGCACUGGUUUGCAUACUUCUUUUAUUAGAAGAAAAGACAAAAAUACUAGAUUGAAUAUAUAUCCCGUUUAUAUUCAUGUGUUUAUACAUAUCGAACUUCGUGCUCUGUUUAUUUCUGCUAUUUAUGGACUAGCGUUACAAGAGCUAAACUUCAAAUCGUAAAAGAUGCAAUUUGUUGCAGAAAUUAGAAUGACGCGGUAAUAUUCUACUAUAUUCGAGUCUAAAUAAUUUUUCCUUUGAGAUAUGUAUUGUGAGAUUAUAUGUAAGAAUCGGUAGAACUUCGCCAAAGCCGAUUGACGAGCAGCAGAUACAUAAAUAUGUCGACGAUGGAAGGCUCACUCAGCAAGUGGACAAAUGUUGUUAAUGGAUGGCAAUAUCGGUGGUUUGUUUUGGAUGACAAUGCUGGUCUUCUAUCAUAUUAUACGAGCAAAGAGAAAAUGAUGCGUGGAGCUCGUCGUGGUUGCGUACGAUUAAGAGGUGCUAUUAUUGGUAUUGAUGAUGAAGACGAUAGUACAUUUACCAUCACAACAACUUCCUGCAAAGAUGAUCCAAAAACAUUUCAUUUCCAAACACGUAACGGCGAAGAAAGAGAACGUUGGGUUCGAGCACUAGAAGAUACAAUACUUCGACAUUCCCAUACGAGAUGGGAUCCUAAAAAAUCACCUCCUAAACACGAUUUUGAUCGCAAAGUAGCAGAGGCGGAUGUUUAUCUUCAACUUCUGAUUGAUCAAAUUAAAUUAAUUGAAGACAAACAAAAUGCAGCUGAAAAUGAAGAAAAGCAAGAAAAGUAUUCUACUAUUUUGGCACAGGCUAAUGCUAUGCUUAAUUCUGUUAAACAUACUAUUGUCCAAUUACAAAUUGCAAAGAACACAGCAAUACCUGUUAAUGGGAUAUAUAGAGGACCAUCAAAUUCUAUGCAUGUCUCAUCUCAACUUCCUCAUGUUGCAGCUGGAACACCAGAAGCGACAGUGCAAACUGGUAUUGAAUUAGGCUCUGAAUGUGUAGAACCAAGAAUAUCCAUAUUACCAAAUGUUGUAGACAGGGACUUACCAGUACCACAAUUCUCAUAUUCAUCGUCUGAUGAGGACGACGAUUACUUUGACGCCGCGGACGAAAUACAAACUCCGAUUGUUCAGAAUCACAUUACUCUAUGUCAAGGUAAUCGAUUGUAUUCACCCAUGGAAAACAUUAUGGGAGAUAAACGCAAAGAGCCGCCUCUACCGCCUAUCAAAGGCGAUGGAUCUGUAGAUUACGAUGCUCUUUACGAAGAAGAAAGCGAAACAGAAAUGGAUUCCAUGGAGAGUCAUGGGUCAGUCGUGACUCAUCUCCUGUCCCAAGUGAAGAUUGGUAUGGAUUUGACAAAAGUUGCCUUACCAACAUUUAUCCUAGAGCGCAGAUCACUCCUUGAGAUGUACGCUGAUUAUUUUGCUCAUCCUGAUCAGUUUGUAAGCAUUGCAGAUAUGCCUACACCUCGAGAAAGAAUGAUGCAAGUAAUUCGUUGGUACUUGUGUAGUUUUCAUGCAGGACGUAAAUCUGGUGUAGCUAAAAAACCAUAUAAUCCCAUAUUAGGUGAAAUUUUUCGAUGUCAUUGGAACAUACCAAACAUUAGUUCUUCUGAUAAUGCUACAGAUAAUAGCGUUAAACUUGUAUCAGAUGGUCCAGUACCAUGGUGUAAAGAAAAUCAACUUGCUUUUAUUGCUGAGCAGGUUUCUCAUCAUCCACCAGUUAGUGCAUUUUAUGCUGAGCAUGUUGGGAAAAAAAUUAGUUUUGGAGCUCAUGUUUGGACAAAGAGCAAGUUCUUGGGUUUAAGUAUAGGGGUACACAAUGUAGGAAAGGGUUGGGUAAAUGUACUAGAACAUGGGGAGGAAUAUGUUCUAACCUUUCCUAAUGGUUAUGGCAGAUCUAUCCUCACUAUACCAUGGAUAGAAUUAGGAGGAACUGUAACAAUAAAUUGUGUACAAACUGGCUACCAUGCAACAGUAGAAUUUUUAACGAAACCUUUUUAUGGCGGUAAACGGAAUCGGAUUACAUGUCAAGCAUUUCAAGCAGGAGAUAAAAAACCAUUCAUUGUUAUAAACGGAGAAUGGAGUGGAGCAAUGGAAGCAAAGUGGUCGGAUGGUCGCUGUGAAGUCUUUGAUGUAAGAGAACUUAAUACAGAAAGGAAAUUGGUUAAAACAGUAUGUGAACAGGAAGAGUGCGAAUCACGAAGAGUUUGGCGCGAUGUAACAGUUGGCCUACGUAUCAACGAUAUGGAUAAAGCUACAGCGGCGAAAUGUGCAAUUGAACAAAAGCAACGAGAUGAAGCAAGAUUUCGAAAGGAAAAUAAUAUGGCGUGGCAAACGAAACUUUUUAAGGAAACCAAAGACGGUGGCUGGAUGUACAUAAAACCUCUUGUAGAUAGAAUAUGUAGUUCUAAUGAUCAAAUGAAUAUCACAUAAUGUAAGAUGAUAUUACAUGAUAUUACAUGACACAGCAAAUAUAGCACAAUAGUAGAAGAAAGAUCAUGACCUAAUAAGAGGCCAUAAGAGCUAUAAUAAAAUAAGUUUAAUUCAAAAUACAUACUUUCACGCAUCUGAAUAAUUUCAUCGAAUAUUGUUAACCAUAAUAAUCAUUUAGUUAGUUUGAUUAGAAAGGAGACAACCUGAUAUUAUUCGCCGUUUUAUUUUUCGCGUCAUGUUUUAAGUUGAGUUUAUAUAUAAUAAACAUAUCUUUUCAACAAUA